AUGUCAGCGCGUCUCUCCGCUCUCAGACGUCCCCUCGCAAGGUCAAUUAGGCCUCAAGUCUUGCCCCGACGCUUCAACUCGACCGUGCCCCCGCCUAGACCCCCGGCAGCAGGCAUCUCUGCCGCCUGGUACGCCCUCUCCCUCGCCCUCUUCACCGGAGCCGGCUUCUUGCUCGGCAACGUCCAGACCCUCCCCCCGUCCACCUCUCUUCAAGAAUCAUCCAAAGCUAUCCCGCACCAACUCCAGAACCAGCCUUCAUACGGGUCUAGGCAGGAUUACCUUUCGGCUAUCAAAGAGCUGCAGGCCUCUUGGGAAAAGAAGGGCAAGGGGGACAAAGUGUCGACUGACGAUGCUGAUUUGGAAACGCAUGGGAUCAGUGAUUGGUCAUACCAUUCUGCUGAAAAGCCGACGGUAGUAGUCUGGGCCAACUCGACAGAGGAGGUACAAGAGAUUGUCAAGAUCUCGGCAAAGUACAAGGUCCCCAUCACUCCCUUCUCUGGCGGUACCUCUCUCGAAGGGCACUACUCUUCUCCUUACGGCGGUAUCUCGCUCGACGUCUCAGAGAUGGACAAGAUCAUUGAAAUAUCAGAGGACGAUGGAGAGGCAAGGGUACAAGCCGGUGUCAAGUGGGAAGACCUCAAUGCUUAUUUGAAAGAAAAAGGCGUCCCCCUCUUCUUUCCUCUCGACCCCGGACCCGGAGCCACCAUAGGAGGUAUGGCCGGGACAGGCUGUAGCGGUACGAAUGCCGUCCGAUACGGUACCGCCAAAGCCGAAUGGUUCCUCAACCUCACAGUGGUAUUGCCCACUGGCGAAAUUAUCCGUACUCGCUCCCACGCCCGAAAAUCCGCCGCGGGCCCCGAUACCACCAAGCUCUUCAUCGGUGCCGAAGGCACCCUCGGUAUCGUCACCGAAGCGUCCCUUCGCCUCGCCCCUCUGCUCCCCACCAAAUGCGCCGUCGUCACUUUCCCCGGCGUCGAAGAGGCUGUCAAGGCGGCGACGGAGGUGGUGAACAAGGGUUAUCCGGUACAGUGCGUAGAGUAUUUGGAUGGAAAGACGAUGGAGGCUAUCAAUAAGGGUGGGCUGGCUGGGAGGCAGUAUAAUGCGGUGGACUCGUUGUUUUUCAAGUUCCAGGGGUCUGAUGCGCAGAUGGCUGAGGUGGCUACCUCAGUCAAGAGCCUCGUCUCCAAACACGGGGGCGCCAAUUUCGAAUUCUCCAAAUCUGAUAAAGAAGCCGAUGCCCUCUGGCAGGGGCGGAAGGCGGCCUUAUGGAGUGUUUUGGGGCUGGUCGAUGGUGCGAGAGUGUGGACUACUGAUGUCUGUGUGCCGAUUUCGAAAUUACCAAGACUCGUCAGGGAGACAAGAGAAGAUUUCGAUGAACGCGGUCUUAUUGCCUGCCACUUUGGACACGUCGGCGACGGCAACGUCCACUCCCUCGCACUCUUCCGCUCCCCCGAAGAACUCGCCCGCGUCGAAGAAGCCGUCCACUCCAUGGUCGAGCGCGCCAUCUCCCUCGGCGGCACAUGCACCGGCGAACACGGUGUGGGGCUCGGCAAGAUUGAGUAUUUGAAGCAGGAACUGGGGGAGGGAACUGUUAAUUUGAUGGAGAGUGUGAAGAGGAUGGUUGAUCCGGGGUGUUUGAUGAAUCCGGGCAAGGUUAGUUUGCUUUUUUGUUGUGUUUUUGGAUAUGAGGUUCAGAGGGGUGCUAAUAAUGGGAGCGUAGAUUUACCCGAAUAUCAUUCCUAA
Messenger RNA from Cryptococcus wingfieldii CBS 7118, 1743 nucleotides. RefSeq names its product D-lactate dehydrogenase (cytochrome). Bases 1 to 1743 code for a protein of 580 amino acids. The transcript is spliced from 5 exons. Gene Ontology annotation, biological process: lactate catabolic process. Gene Ontology annotation, molecular function: D-lactate dehydrogenase (cytochrome) activity; FAD binding; D-lactate dehydrogenase (NAD+) activity. The record is from RefSeq and is a predicted model, not a curated record. NCBI's taxonomy places the organism in Eukaryota, Fungi, Basidiomycota, Tremellomycetes, Tremellales, Cryptococcaceae. Gene Ontology annotation, cellular component: mitochondrion.